AGAAGCGAAAUUUCGAUUUUUUCCCCAGCAAAACUCUGGACAGUUCAGACUAAAGCUGCAGGAAGAAGUGAAGAGAAGAAAGGGCGAAUUGGCAAUGCAAAUUCGGAGAUGAGCUCUAAAGAGAACUGUAGGAAUGAACUUCGAACUGCGAUUCGCCAACUCAGCGAUCGUUGUCUUCACCCUGCGGCGAAAUGGGCAGCUGAGCAGCUUGUAGGAAUUGAGCAAGACCCGGCUAAGUUCACGCCUGCAAACACCAGAUUCCAGCGAGGAAGCUCGAGCAUCAGACGGAGAUUUCGAACUAAUGAGAUAGCUUCCGCCACGCCUCUCACGCCGCUUGCCGGUGUUUCAUAUGUUUCCACUCCAGUAAUGGAAGAAGACGAGGCAGUGGAUAACGAUUUCUACCUUCUGGGAAAAACCUACUUCGACUGCCGGGAGUAUAGACGGGCUGCCCAUGCUCUCCGAGACCAAACUGCGAAGAAAUCAGUUUUCUUGCGUAAUUAUGCUCUUUUCCUCGCCGGAGAAAAGCGCAAAGAAGAAGAAUCAAUUGAACUAACAGGGCUGGGAAACAGUGAACCCACGAACUGUGAGCUGAUCACCAUUGAAAGGGAAUUAUCAACCCUUCGGAAGAAUGGCACGAUCGAUCCAUUUGGGUUGUACUUGUAUGGUCUUGUGCUCAAAGAGAAAGGUAACCAGAAUCUUGCUCGAAUGGUGCUUGUGGAAUCUGUGAACUGUUACCCUUGGAACUGGAGUGCCUGGUCAGAGCUACAAGCACUAUGUUCAACUCCUGAGAUCUUGAAUGGUCUCAACCUCAGUAAUCACUGGAUGAAGGACUUCUUCCUUGCCAGUGCUUACCAAGAGCUCAAAAUGCACAAUGAAUCCCUGGUCAAAUAUGAAUAUCUACAAGGAACUUUCAGUUUCAGUAACUAUGUUCAAGCUCAAAUUGCUCAAGUGCAGUAUAGUUUAAGGGAAUUUGAACAAGUCGAGGUGAUAUUUGAAGAAUUAUUGCGAAACGAUCCCUAUAGAGUGGAAGAUAUGGAUAUGUACUCCAAUGUGCUGUAUGCAAAAGAGUGUUUCUCAGCCCUAAGUUAUCUUGCUCAUAGGGUAUUCAUGACGGAUAAGUAUCGCCCUGAAUCUUGUUGCAUUAUUGCCAAUUACUACAGCUUAAAGGGGCAGCAUGAGAAAGCAGUCACCUACUUUAGAAGGGCACUGAAGUUGAACAAAAACUAUCUUACUGCUUGGACGCUUAUGGGGCAUGAGUAUGUCGAAAUGAAAAACACCCCAGCUGCUGUUGAUGCCUACAGAAGGGCAGUGGACAUCAACCCCCGUGAUUAUCGAGCUUGGUAUGGUCUAGGGCAAGCAUACGAGGUGAUGGGAAUGCCUUUCUAUGCCCUUCACUAUUUCAAGAAGUCGGUCUUCUUGCAGGCGAAUGAUGCCCGGCUGUGGAUAGCCAUGGCCCAGUGCUAUGAAACAGAGCAGCUCCAGAUGCUGGAGGAAGCAAUCAAGUGUUAUAAGAGAGCUGCAAGCUGUGGUGACAAGGAAGCCAUUGCCUUGCAGCAGUUGGCCAAGCUGCACCGUGAACUUGGCCGGUUUGAAGAAGCGGCCUUUUACUACAAGAAGGAUUUGGAGAGGAUGGAAGCUGAGGAGAGGGAAGCUCAGAAUAUGGUCGAAGCACUGUCGUUUCUUGCUGAGCAUUGUAGAGAAAUGAAGAGAUAUGAAGAAGCAGAGGUGUACUGUGCUCGUCUUAUGGAUUAUGGUGGCCCGGUAAGUUUUUACUCAUUUAUUCUAUAGAUCUUACAGUGGAUUGGCCAAAGAAGCCAACUCUGUUUUACAAAGAUCAUGAAGAUGAUGGAUGUGAGUGCUUGUCUUCUUUGCACCAUUGCAGGAGAAAGAAACAGCGAAGAACAUACUGAGAGGAAUAAGGGGUGACACCAGUUUGCCAUCAAUGGAUGUUGACCAUUUCCGUCCUUGAUCUUUGUCUCUCUUGGAUUGACAAGCCGAAUCGAAAUGUUUUGCUCUUCUGGAAUCCAGUACUUUUGCCAUUUGUAUCUACCAUUCAAAAAUUUCAAUGUCAAUGUCUGAUGCUGGCCUGUUUGAUGUAUCACUAUCAUGUCCAUUCAUGAUAGAUUGGUAUAGAAGCAUCAUAUUUCCUUGAAACAUAGUCACACACCGUUGGUCCUAGUUUUGCUAUAUCCUUCCUGCAUUUACACAUUAAUUGGUCAAACUCAUAAUUUUUAUGACAAAUAGCUAAGGUUUGGUUCAAUGUAUUUGUAAAUAGUUACUGUUUAUCUCAA
This is a messenger RNA of Linum tenue, 2291 nucleotides long. Lineage: Eukaryota; Viridiplantae; Streptophyta; Magnoliopsida; Malpighiales; Linaceae. The record is from the annotation of a GenBank genome assembly.